AUGGCGCUGGUGAUGGAGCCGGUGAGCAAAUGGAGCACCGGCCAAGUGGUGGACUGGAUGAAAGGUCUGGAUGACUGCUUGCAGCAAUAUGUGUGUGUGUUUGAGCGCGGAGGUGUGUGUGGGGAGAGGCUGCUGAGGAUCAGCCACGCUGAGCUGGAGGAACUGGGAGUUUCUCGCAUCGGACACCAGGAGCUCAUUCUGGAGGCUGUCGACUUGCUCUGUGCUCUGAACUCGGGUCUGGAGACGGAGAGCGUCAGGACUCUGGCUCACAAACUCGGCGCCUCGGCCAAAAACCUGCAGAACUUUAUUUCCGGCCGCCGCCGCAGCAGCCAAUCGGAGAGCAGGUCCUCUCGGCGGCUGCCCAACGAUCUGCUGACCUCCGUGGUCGACCUCAUCACCGCCGCCAAGAGCCUGCUCGCCUGGCUGGACAGGUCUCCCUUUGCUGCAGUGGCAGACUACUCAGUAACCCGAAAUAAUGUCAUUCAGCUCUGCCUGGAGCUCACCACCAUUGUACAGCAGGACUGUACGGUGUUUGAGACGGAGAACAAAAUCCUUCAUGUGUGCAAGACUCUGUCGGAGGUGUGUGAGCACAUUGUGUGUGUGUCAUCCGACCCGCUGGUUUCUCAGUCAGCCCACCUCGAGCUGGUUCACCUCACCAACAUCAAAACCUCUGAAGGCCUGGGAAUGUACAUCAAGUCAACCUACGACGGCCUCCAUGUGAUCACAGGAACCACUGAAGGGUCUCCAGCUGACCGCUGUAAGAAGAUCCAUGCGGGAGAUGAAGUCAUCCAAGUCAAUCACCAGACUGUGGUGGGCUGGCAGUUACGCAACCUGGUCGGCUCGCUGAGGGCCGAUAAAGGCGUCGUGUCCCUGACCCUGAAGAAGCGUCCACAGAGCACGCUCAGCUCCGCCCCUGCUCUGCUGAAGAACAUGCGCUGGAAACCCCUGGCUCUGCAGCCAACCAGAAGCCCAGGCAGCAGUUCGGCCACGCCCUCGGGCACGCCCACCAAGAGCUCCGCCAUCCAGGACCUUUACAUCCCCCCUCCGCCCGCUGAACCAUACACACCCAGAGAUGAGACAGGAACCUUGCCGGGAGAUGAUGCAUCCCGUAACCACGGUGGCGUCAGCGUUGCUAAGCGCUCUGAGUCACCUAACUCCUUCCUGGAUCAAGAGUCUCUCCGGCGAGAAGAGGAGGAGCCCAUGUACUGCACCACACCUACAUAUGGCAGGCUGAGGCCCAUCUCCAUGCCUGUGGAGUGUAACUGGGUGGGCGACUAUGAAGAUCCAGCCAAGCUUAACAGAGAAAGCCGCAGAGAGGCGUCACUGAUGCGAUACGUAGGACUGGCCGGCGUGGAUGAGAGGACCGGCUCUGAAGACUACUCCUCCCACACGACUCGUCCGGGCAAACGGACCAAUGACACGGCCAAGCGUGCCAAGAGGCGGAGCCACCACAGCCAAAGCCCCUCCCACUACGUCCUCCAGACAAAUAUGAGGGAUUCUCCACCUAAAGACCCCGCCUCCAUUUAUCAUACAUACCAACAGUCCUCCUCUCUGCAGUCAAAGAACAGGAAGAAAAAUAGAGGACGAAGUUUGGCCUCGCUGAGUCGGAGGCGUGUUUCCUGCAAGGCGCUGGGCAGAGGAGACUGCGAGGGCUGGCUGUGGAGAAAGAGAGAUGCGAAAGGUUACUUUUCUCAGAAGUGGAAGAAAUACUGGUUUGUUCUGAAGGACAACUGCCUGUACUGGUACAUCAAUGAGGAGCACGAACACAAAUUCUAUGGUAACUACAGCCUCACGCAUGUAAACAAGCCAACUGCUUUCAAAGCAUGUCACCCCAAGGUCAAGAGUUUCUACUUCGCAGCAGAUGGAGUGGAUGACAUGAACAGAUGGCUGAGUCGUCUCAACAUGGCCGCUGUGGGCUACGCAGAGCGAGAGAGGAUACGCCAGGAGCAAGAUUACUGGAGUGAGAGUGAACACGAGGAGGACACCACCUCCAGCCCCAAACAGGACAGUCCCCCACCUCCAUAUGAUACCUACCCACGGCCUCCAUCAAUGAGUGCCUACCUGGAAGGCCGGACCACUCGACUUUCUUCCACGGAGACGUCUCGUUCCCGCUCAUCCCAGGAGGACUUCCUCUGCGGCGAUGCCCCCGCGGUUGCCGCAGAGCCGCAGUACCAUCCGGGUCCUCCCGGGGGAGGCACCACGCACAGCGGGAGGAAACCGGGGGGCAGCAGCAGCAGCGACGUGCAGUUCAGAUGUGAUGCUAUAGAGUAUCGGUCCAGUCCUGCAGGGGGCAGCAGUGAGACGGGGUCUCCGGGCCGUUCCUCUUCGUCUCAGAGACGUUCCUGGCAGGACCUGAUUGAGACGCCGCUGACUGAGGCUGGACUGCACUACCUGCAGACUGGACCGCUAGAGGAUGCCGUCUUUGCUGAGCCCGGUCCGGGUGGUGGGUCCAUGAUGGCCGGAGCCGUUUACACUCUCCCCGCACAGAGGAACGUCCCGUUGCCCAUGGCGAUGCAGAGGCUGAUUCCUAUGGCAACCCAGGGAGGGAAACCCCGCAGCUUCACACUGCCACGAGACAGCAACCUACACACACUGCUCACGCCCCCUGCCAAAGAAGAACAGCAAACACACAAUAGCGGCAGCGAGGGCGCUUCCCUGGGCGACCUGUUUCGGGCGUGCGAGCAGGGCGGCGUGUGUCCUCUGGGUCGCGGGUCGGACGCCAAAGGUCAGUCAGAGUGCAGGCAGUCGUUCCUCCGCAGAGCCGCCGACCCUCAGCUCAACGAGCGUCUGCACCGCCUCCGCAUACUGACGUCGACGCUGAAGGACAGGGAGGGGGAGCUAGCGUUGAUUGACAGGCUGCUGGCCAAUCCCCAGCUGUCGUCGGCAGAGUUCCAGGAGUGGAAACGAGCCUAUCAGGAGCUGUUCUCUCAGGAGCCAGACUCGACCGCUGAAUCAGACCCCGGCCCGCCCCUCACCCCCUCGCUCUCUCACACACACUCCUACAUCGAGACCCACGUCUGA
Anoplopoma fimbria (sablefish) is the source of this 3021-nucleotide messenger RNA. RefSeq names its product connector enhancer of kinase suppressor of Ras 2a (gene cnksr2a). Gene Ontology annotation, cellular component: membrane; cytoplasm. The transcript is spliced from 24 exons. Gene Ontology annotation, biological process: regulation of signal transduction. Bases 1 to 3021 code for a protein of 1006 amino acids. Gene Ontology annotation, molecular function: protein binding. The record is from RefSeq and is a predicted model, not a curated record. Lineage: Eukaryota; Metazoa; Chordata; Actinopteri; Perciformes; Anoplopomatidae.